This is a messenger RNA of Lactuca sativa (garden lettuce), 2214 nucleotides long. RefSeq names its product nucleobase-ascorbate transporter 6. Gene Ontology annotation, biological process: transmembrane transport. Gene Ontology annotation, cellular component: membrane. The record is from RefSeq and is a predicted model, not a curated record. Gene Ontology annotation, molecular function: transmembrane transporter activity. NCBI's taxonomy places the organism in Eukaryota, Viridiplantae, Streptophyta, Magnoliopsida, Asterales, Asteraceae.
AGAGAAGAGACUUUUUACAUCUCAUCGUCUUCCCUUGGCCAUUUCUUUCAUGUACUGAUCUCUCUGAACUUGCAGAAAGAAAACCCUUAUUCAAAAGUUUAUAUUAUCUUUUUCUGAUUUUCUAGCUUUAGCCCUUUUUAUGAACUUUUUUUCUUGGUGGGGUCUUUGGAUUUUCUUGAUUUUGGGCCGAGUUCAGGUCAAUCAUAGCUGUGUCUCGAAGAAAUAAACGCAUUUUCUUUAUAUUUUCGUUCGAUAGAGAGUAUUGUCUCGAGUCUAUUAUUACCCCCACUUCUUGCUUCCCUCUUUACUACACAAACUGAUGCAUUAUUUACAGUCUUCCUAUUUCAAGAUUUAGUGGGUGCUUGUGCUUUCUUGCUACUAAAUAUUUAGGGGUAAUACAGAAAAACUUAGGACAAGAUGGCCGGAGGAGGUGGCGGAGCAAAAGCCGACGAACCGGCGCCACACCCACCGAAAGAUCAGCUUCCAAAUGUUUCCUAUUGCAUUACCAGUCCACCCCCAUGGCCUGAGGCCAUACUACUUGGAUUUCAGCAUUAUUUAGUAAUGCUCGGGACAACAGUUAUCAUUCCCACAGCUCUUGUUCCUCAAAUGGGAGGUGGCGAUGAGGAUAAAGCAAAAGUCAUCCAAACUAUGCUUUUUGUAGCGGGGUUGAACACGUUGCUGCAAAGUCUUUUUGGGACCCGGUUGCCUGCUGUGAUUGGGGGUUCAUAUACUUUUGUUGCACCCACAAUCUCCAUAAUAUUAUCGGGUCGUUGGAGCGAUCAAGAUCCUGAACUGAGAUUCAAGAAAACAAUGCGUGCAAUCCAGGGUGCUAUGAUCAUUGCUUCCACACUUCAAAUCGUGCUAGGUUUCAGCGGUCUUUGGCGAAAUAUUUGUAGGUUCUUGAGUCCACUUUCUGUUGUUCCAUUGGUUGCUCUUGCUGGUUUUGGGCUGUAUGAAUUUGGAUUCCCUGGGGUUGCAAGAUGCGUUGAAAUAGGGCUUCCUCAGCUCAUAUUUCUGAUCAUUGUCUCUCAGUAUUUACCGCAUCUGAUACAUUCUGGAAAGAACAUCUUUGAUCGCUUUGGUGUUCUGAUUUCGGUUGCAAUUGUUUGGAUUUAUGCUCACCUACUCACGGUUGGUGGGGCCUACAACCAUACUGCUCCUAGGACCCAAUCAAACUGUCGGACUGAUCGUUCUGGACUCAUCGAUGCUGCUCCCUGGAUAAGAGUUCCGUAUCCCUUUCAAUGGGGUGCACCCUCUUUUGAUGCUGGUGAAGCCUUUGCUAUGAUGAUGGCUGCUUUUGUUACUCUUGUGGAGUCAACUGGUGGGUUCAUUGCUGUAUCAAGGUAUGCAAGUGCAACUCACAUGCCUCCAUCUAUUCUAAGUCGUGGUGUCGGUUGGCAGGGAGUUGGCAUUUUGUUGUCUGGCGUGUUUGGAACAGUAAACGGAUCUUCAGUAUCUAUUGAGAAUGCUGGCCUUUUGGCAUUGACACGUGUGGGUAGUCGAAGAGUGGUGCAAAUCUCAGCUGGCUUCAUGAUCUUCUUUUCGAUUCUUGGGAAAUUUGGAGCUGUUUUUGCCUCAAUUCCAGCACCCAUCGUUGCUGCUCUAUAUUGCCUUUUCUUUGCUUACGUGGGUUCCGCUGGUCUGAGUUACCUUCAAUUCUGCAACCUCAACAGUUUCAGAACAAAAUUCAUUCUUGGAUUUUCCUUCUUUCUGGGUUUGUCUAUUCCCCAAUACUUCAAUGAAUACGAAGCUAUUAAUGGUUAUGGCCCUGUCCACACAUCUGCAAGAUGGUUCAACAACAUGGUGAAUGUUCCUUUCUCAUCUGAAGCCUUUGUGGCGGGUAUUUUGGCGUAUUUUUUGGAUAACACGCUUCACAGAAAAGAUGGUUCCAUAAGGAAAGACCGUGGGAAACAUUGGUGGGACAAGUUUCAUUCUUUCAAAACGGAUUCAAGAAGUGAAGAGUUUUAUGCAUUGCCUUUUAAUCUUAACAAAUACUUUCCAUCUGUGUGAAUUUUAAAAGAGGUAGGAGGAGAAAUCUAAAGGGUAUUUUGGUGAUGUUAUUUUAGUUAAAUAUGGAACUAAUUCUAAAGUAGUAUGAGUUUGAUCCAAUCCGCGAAUGAUUCUUAGAACAUUCGUUAAUUGAUUUUGUUUUUUUUUGGUAUUGUAAAUUUGACUGGUAAUUUGGAUGUUAAAGAGGAAGGAUUGGUUUGACUA